Messenger RNA from Tupaia belangeri chinensis (Chinese tree shrew), 653 nucleotides. RefSeq names its product nucleoredoxin like 1 (gene NXNL1). The record is from RefSeq and is a predicted model, not a curated record. The coding region runs from base 1 to 615 and encodes 204 amino acids. The transcript has 3 exons. Gene Ontology annotation, cellular component: mitochondrion. Lineage: Eukaryota; Metazoa; Chordata; Mammalia; Scandentia; Tupaiidae. Gene Ontology annotation, biological process: photoreceptor cell maintenance.
AUGGUCUCCUUGUUCUCUGGCCGCGUCCUGAUCCGCAACAACAGCGACCAGGACGAGCUGGACACGGAGGCCGAGGUCACCCGCAGGUUGCAGAACCGCCUGGUCCUGUUGUUCUUCGGGGCUGGCGAUUGCCCGCGGUGCCGGGCCUUCGUGCCGGUCCUGAAGGACUUCUUCGUGCGGCUCACCGACGAGUUCUACGUGCUGCGGGCCGCCCAGGUGGUCCUGGUGUACGUGUCGCAGGACGCCACGGAGGAGCAGCAGGACCUGUUUCUCAAGGACAUGCCGGACAAGUGGCUGUUCCUGCCCUUUGAGGAUGAUCUAAGGAGGGACCUCGGCCGCCAGUUCUCCGUGGAGCGCCUGCCCGCGGUCGUGGUGCUCAAGCCAUGCGGGGACGUGGUGACGCGCGACGGGGCGGACCAGAUCCGCCGCCUGGGCACCGCCUGCUUCGCCAACUGGCAGGAGGCGGCCGACGUGCUGGACCGCAGCUUCCUGCAGCCCGAGGACCUGGAAGACCCGGAGCCGCGGAGCCUCACCGAGCCUCUGCGCCGGCGCAAGUACCGCAAGGACAAGGCGGCGCGGGGCGGGCGCGUCCCCGGGGAGGAGGGCCUAUUCUGAGCGGGAGUGCGUGAUCGAAUCCCAGGGGAGGAGAAUGA